Wyeomyia smithii (pitcher-plant mosquito) is the source of this 1615-nucleotide messenger RNA. RefSeq names its product zinc finger BED domain-containing protein 4-like. Gene Ontology annotation, molecular function: protein dimerization activity. Lineage: Eukaryota; Metazoa; Arthropoda; Insecta; Diptera; Culicidae. The record is from RefSeq and is a predicted model, not a curated record. The coding region runs from base 699 to 1526 and encodes 275 amino acids. The transcript is spliced from 4 exons.
UAACAUUCCACGAACGAUAAACAAAAUUGUGACGUUUUGCGCUUCUCAUCUACGGGAUUGUUUGUUGUAAUUUCAUUUCAUUUUCUGAAGCUCUGUUGUGGUAUUGCAGUGAAAGUUGUUUUUAUUGAAUCUAUGGCUCCGCGAAGCGACGUUUGGAAAUAUUUCGUCAAGAAAUCUAAAUCAGGUGUGUGCAAAACAUGUCGCUUGGAAGUUAUGACGAGUGGAAACACCAGAAACCUCUGGAAUCACCUCAACAGACAAUCAGGAAAAAGCAGAAUCGAGCUCGAUGGUUCCGAUGAAAAAUGUUGUUUCAAAACCGAAGCCUGCUACUGGUGCUAGCCAUGAAUAGACCUGGAUGUCAAACCAUCCAAGAUUCGUUCUCACGAGUGAUGAAAUACAAAGGUAUCCGUUAUAGUUACGGAUGGGGGAGCCAACAUCGUGUCUGCUGCAAAAAAUGUUUUUGGAGAUGCGAGACAUGUUAUAUGUGUCGACCACAGCUUGAGUCGCAUCACCACUGUUGCUAUUGACCAAUCGCCUCUAUUUAAAAUUCUUCUGACGGAAAUACGGUAGCUUUUUUCAAGAAAUCCAUCAAUGCUGCGGAUGAGAUUCGCGCCCUGCAGCUCAAAGAGGUUAGCUCCGAUGCUGACAUAUUAAAGUUAAUCAAGGAUGAACCUACCAGGUGGGGCAGCAACUACGCGAUGCUGGAACGCUUCAUUAAGCUUGCAGAUAAGGUUAGUUUAAUACUUUUGCGGUAUACUUCCGUUCAAAUGUUAACCGGCUCAGAACUGGCGGCGGCUACUGAGGGGCGCGAUUUACUGCAACCUGUGGCUCAUACGAUAACUGAGCUGGAAGGUGAAACUGUUUCCCUUUCAGGGAAGGUGAUCCCGAUGUUAAAGAACAUGAAAAGGAGUAUCGACUCAAUGAGUCCUACUACCGAGCCAGUCAGACAAUUGAAAACGAUGUGUCAGGCACAAUAUGAGCGAAAAUUCAAGGAUAUAGAAUUCGUAGAUACAUUUUCUAUUGCGACGCUGUUAGAUCCCCGUUUUAAAACCCUCUAUCUCUGUCCGUUAGCUCAUGCAAAGGUGCUUAAAAACGUAUCCGAUAUGGUUCAAAUUGCUAACAAAGACUCAAUGACUAAUCCUAAUGAAAUUUCAUCGUUUGCACCGAAACCCGGGUCGAACAAUUUAUGGAAUUUUCACCGCCAAAUGGUGCACGAAUCAUCUUUGAACCAUGAGCCUGAUACCCCUGGUGGUAUCUCAGGGGAACUACGAAAUUUUUUACACCAAAAAGUCGUAAGUCUUGAUUCCAACCCUUUGGCAAUCUGGGAAUCAAUUAGAAGCGAGUAUCCAACACUCUAUCCAAUAGCUCGAGAAUACCUCAGCAAGAUGGUAACAUCUGUACGAUCCGAGAGGCUGUUUUCCAGAACUGGUGCAACCACUAAAAACCGAUACCGGUUAAAUGCCAAACGGAUGGCACGGUUGGCAUUUAUGGGAUCAUUGUCUGCAAACUUUUGGGCCAGCUGUUGAUUUUUUAUUAAAUCUUUUGUUAUAUCUUUUUAAAUUUUUCCUGCAGGGUUUACAAAACAAACGCUACAAACGCUCCAAGGUAUCGUAAA